Aspergillus homomorphus CBS 101889 is the source of this 1122-nucleotide messenger RNA. Its product is annotated as ankyrin repeat domain-containing protein. Lineage: Eukaryota; Fungi; Ascomycota; Eurotiomycetes; Eurotiales; Aspergillaceae. The coding region runs from base 1 to 1095 and encodes 364 amino acids. The transcript has a single exon. Gene Ontology annotation, cellular component: nucleus; cytoplasm. The record is from RefSeq and is a predicted model, not a curated record. Gene Ontology annotation, molecular function: protein binding.
AUGUCCCUGGAUACACUGCCCAAUGAACUUCUUCUACAGCUGGAAUCAUAUAUUGACUCGCAAGCUGAUCUCGCUGUAUUUCUUCAAAUAAGUUCCCGAGUCUACAGCCUGCUUGUCGCGAAUCUAUAUCAGCGUAAUGCAUCCGCCGCCUUACUAUACGGGGUUCAAAAGAGCCUUUAUUCUACAGCCCUUAAGGCGCUUCAAGCUGGGGCUGACCGCAAUGUCAAGUCCCGUGAUAAAGAGCGGCCGGUAAUAAGCCUCGCAGCUGAGAAUGGAUCGUUAGAGAUAAUCCGGCUUCUGCUGGAAGUAUCAUUACUAUCACCGUCGCCGGUCGACCUCAAUAUAUUUGACAAGAACCGAUAUACAGCCCUGUUCCUCGCAGCAACCCACGGACACGCCUCGAUAGUCGAGCUUCUCCUGGCUCAUGGUGCUAACCCAAACCUUCGAGAGAGCACGGGCCGCACUGCGCUGUUCAUGGCGGCCAUCCGUGGCCACACGGCCGUCGUCCGGACCCUCCUCGCAUACCACGACGACCCUCGGCAGCCGGACUUGGAGAUUGACGUGGUAAUUAAUCAGGGUGAGACCGCUCUUCUCGCCGCCGCACGGCAGGGCCACACUGAGAUCGUGUUCAUGCUCUUCAAGCGCGGCGCCUCCCUGGGUACCAAUAGUCGCACCACCGUCCAGCCCGUGCUCCAUAGUGCGGUGCUUCACCGGCAGCCCGAGCUCCUCCGCCUGGUGGUUAACCGAGACGAGAUUGAUCCAAACCGGAUUCACCGAAACCGGACUGCCCUCGGUUUAGCGGUAGCAAAUAACGACGAAGACCUAGCAGCUAUUCUGUUGACGGAUCCGCGCGUCAACCCCGAUCUUACCUUGCACCCCGGCGGGCAGACCCCCCUGAUGCAGGCGAUCCUGAAAAACAACGAGAGAUUGAUCCAGCUCUUGCGCGAUGCGGGCGCCAAUCCGCGGAUCAUGACCCGCUUGUGGGUGUCGCCGGCGAUGUUCCUGGAGGCUCCCACCCGGGAGGCACGGCAGGAAUUGAUCGACAAGCAUUAUGGCUUCGGGGUGCGCCUAGCACAGGAUUGGACGCUAGGAUAAGCAGCUCCCCCCACCGCAGAUGCAGGG